Messenger RNA from Argiope bruennichi, 1418 nucleotides. Its product is annotated as NADH dehydrogenase [ubiquinone] 1 alpha subcomplex subunit 10, mitochondrial-like. The coding region runs from base 77 to 1300 and encodes 407 amino acids. The record is from RefSeq and is a predicted model, not a curated record. The transcript is spliced from 8 exons. Lineage: Eukaryota; Metazoa; Arthropoda; Arachnida; Araneae; Araneidae. Gene Ontology annotation, biological process: mitochondrial electron transport, NADH to ubiquinone. Gene Ontology annotation, cellular component: cytoplasm.
ACAAUUGUUUGUUUUGUUUUGGGGUUAAAAGUAGAAAUUUUUGCUAUUUUGGGGGUCGUCUGUGGCGAUCGUAAAAAUGUCUCUGGUUUAUUUACCCAGAUUAAUUUCAUUUGAAAUCAGACGAUCUGGAUUUAUUUUAGCAUCGACUCCCAAAUUUGCUAUUGUUCAGUCGGCGAGUAUCACAAGUAAGGAAUUUAGGGAUCCUAACAUUAAGAAACCAGCACCAUGGCCUUACAAAACCAAGAAAUUUACUUACUUCAAAGCAUUUUAUGAUUUAACAACGAAACGAUUUGAUGAAAAUACGAAGAUUAUUGUCGUUGAUGGAACCGUUGGAGCUGGAAAAGGUCCAUUCGCUAAACAGCUGGCUGAAGCAUUUGAUAUGCUUUACAUUCCUGAAGUAACUCUUGAGAAAACAUACAUAACAGCGUAUGGAUAUGAUUUAAGGCAGUUAAAUCCUAUAGCACCACCGUCUUACAAAAUUUGUGAUUUAGAAACAUAUCUCCGUCACCCAAACCAUCCAAAUGUUGCAAAAAUGCAGUAUAGGUGGUAUAUGAUGAAACUUGCUACAUACAUUGAUGCAUUGUCUCACAUAUUAAACACAGGGCAAGGAAUCGUGAUGGAAAGAAGUGUCUACUCAGAUUUUGUAUUUUUUGAAGCUAUGUUCAAUGCUGGCUAUUUAAGCAAACCAGUUAGGGAUUUAUACUAUGACAUCAAUAAAGUGACUUUGGAAGAAUUGAUGCAACCUCAUUUGAUUGUUUAUCUUGAUAUUAGUCCAGAAGUUGCAUUGGAAAGAAUUAAGCAGAAAAAUAAUCCUGUUGAAGUGAACUCUCCUGUUUUUACUAAAGAAUACUUUGAAACUAUUGAGUACAACUACAAACAAAAAUAUUUGAAAGAAUGUCAGAAGCAUUCUGAAAUUUUGAUUUAUGAUUGGAGUAAUUAUGGUGAUGUAGAAGUUGUAGUGGAAGAUAUUGAAAGAAUUGACUUUGAUCGAUUUCAUGAGUAUGACACACAAUUGAGAGACUGGCGUAAAUGGGAUGAUUGGACAUGGAGUCAUUAUAGACGAUAUUACUCUAAUGACAAGGAUGAUAUCCUCCGAUAUGCUAAUAUAUUCAGACCUAAAGUCACAGAAGUGUUUCAUCCUGGUGACGAAGCACUUGAAUACAGAGAGUUAUUAGAAAAGGUUCCUGGUGAGAAGUAUAAUGAAGGUUUCAAUCCAAUGGCUGGAGAUAAUGUUUGGUUUAAAACAGUUCACAAAGGGUAUUGGUAUUAUUGUUUUAACAGAAUAGGUUUCUUGCCUUAAUGCAAGAUAGAUUAUAAUGCUAAAUGUUUAAUGGAACUAGCAAUAUUGAAUGAUUCACUUAAAAGAAAAUAUUGUAUCAUGUAACAAACUGCUAAAUAAAACUUUCAAAGUGGAAUAA